Molecule: messenger RNA, 783 nt
Organism: Endocarpon pusillum Z07020
Lineage: Eukaryota; Fungi; Ascomycota; Eurotiomycetes; Verrucariales; Verrucariaceae
Exons: 2
Coding region: 1-783 (260 amino acids)
Source: RefSeq, a predicted model, not a curated record
AUGGCUGAGGAACAUAGCUACCAGUUGUCCUUGACUGAACAUGAUCCGCUGCCUGGCCUUGAGUCUUUUGUGCCCGUGCGUGCUAGCAAACCUCCAAGUACCACUACAAUAUCGUUUAAUGACCUUCUACAACCACCACUCCUGCUUCACGAAAAUUUGAAACAAGGAUGCGGCGGACAGCUGUGGCCUGCAGGUAUGGUACUGGCGAGGUAUAUGCUGCACGCCCACCGCCAUAACAUUGCGGACAAGACAAUCAUCGAGCUUGGGGCGGGAGGUGGGCUGGUCGGUCUGGCUGUCGCUCGAGGCUCUCAAAUAACCAAGCCAUUGAUCAUCACCGAUCAGCUGCCUAUGCUGGGCUUGAUGCAACAGAACAUUGCUUUGAACUCGCUAGAGAAUAGGGUUAUUGCUGGGAGACUGGACUGGGGCACCUCAAUAUCUCCUUCGCUCGAGGCACAUUUCUCCACCCAUGCAUUACUGCCCGAUGAGCGAUUUCCCGACGUCGUCUUAGCCGCCGAUUGCGUUUAUUUCGAGCCCGCGUUCCCUCUUCUACUACAGACCAUGCAUCGAUUGCUGGGACCGGAGACGUUGUGCUACUUCUGCUUCAUGAAGAGAAGGAAAGCAGAUUGGAGGUUUAUCAGAGAUAUGAAGAAGCAAUUUGAGGUGGUGGACGCCAAAUAUGACGACCAACACCAGGAUAAAAGAGAUGGCAUAUACCUGUAUGAGGUCAGGAGAAAACCAAGAUCAAAUGCAGUGCAAAAGGAACUUCAGCGGAAGACAGGCUAG